AUGGAAACCAUCUUCACAUUCGUCACACUUGUCGCUUUCGCAUCCUCUGCGCCAUUACCCGCGUCCCAACGAAUUGAGCCCCUUCCGCUCGUCUCCCUCGCCCUCAUCGGAUCACCAUCACACUACACAAUCGGUGCGGCGCAAAGCCCACAACUUUCCAAGUUCACAUCUACAUCCGGCAACGCGUGGUCGAUACAUAUACCCAUCGAUGUAUCCCUCGAUCUAAGCACACGGCCGGAGCAUGUCCAGGCCAUCGAGGUCACUGGGGUAGGAUCGGGAAAGAACCUGGCAGGAGAAGAUGUAGAGAAGGAUGAUGGGGGUGUGCUGUGUAAGGCAAGUUUGGGAUGGGGGAGUGAGGAGGUGGUCGUGGGGAUGGGCAAGGGGAGGGUUGUUGUAGAUGGAGGGAAGAUGGGUAGGGUUACUGGGUUGAGUUGUUGGAAAGCGGGGGGUUAG
Molecule: messenger RNA, 453 nt
Organism: Alternaria burnsii
Lineage: Eukaryota; Fungi; Ascomycota; Dothideomycetes; Pleosporales; Pleosporaceae
Exons: 1
Coding region: 1-453 (150 amino acids)
Source: RefSeq, a predicted model, not a curated record